UUGAAUGGAAGCUGACUUGCCCGGAAACAGCCGUGACAGGAAGGAUCCAGACUCUGCUGCAGCAUCUCUCCACACAACAUUCCUGGAGUGACUGCGGGAUGAAAGGAUGAGCGCUGGUCCGGAAUAGACGCAAGGACACUGAAGACCAUGGAGAACAUAGUGUGUUUGUUCUCAUGACUCAGGCGGGACCUCGAAACAACAAAAAGCAGAAGCGAGCCUCUGCAAGUCUCGGUUCAGCAGCGGAAACCUGAACCUGCUCACAAGUGAUGUGAGAUUGAAGAUGCACAACUGCCUUCAUCACUUGGCGACAACUAGAAUUAUGUGCUUUAAAGACCCGUGAAGGGGAAGAGCGAAGAGGUCAGUUCUGGUGGGUCAGACUGAAAGCAGACAUGAAGAUCCACGAGAAGAUUCUGACUCACUACCUGUCCUGCACCUCCCCGGUGGAUAAAGAAGGUUACCUCUUCAAGAAGAAAAAGAGAACUGAAACGUUCCAGCGACGCUGGUUUGUCCUGAAGGGGAACCUGCUCUUCUACCAGGAGAGACCAGCUGACCGACAUCUGCUAGGACUCAUCGUCCUGGAAGGCUGCACUGUGGGCCGCUCCGACUGCACCGAGGAGUUCUCCUUCUCUGUGGUGUUUGAUGCUCCUCAACUGAAGACCUACAGGUUGGCAGCCAUUGACCGCCAAACUCGAGACAGUUGGGUCAAGACUCUGCAGUCGGCGAGCCACUGCUACCUGUCACUGCUCACCAGAGACCUGAAGAGGCAGUACCAAGAAGCAAAGCAAUGUCACGGUUCUGCCGGUGCCAGCUCCUUUGAUCCAGUCUGGGAUCUCAGUCCUGGGAGCCAGACCUCCAGACUCCAGACUCCUCCAGCAGCCAUCAAGCAGACCAGAAGGUUCAGCGCUGGCCCUGUUCUACAGUCCACAAAGGUGGUGACCAGAAAGUCUCCAAAGGUCUGGGCCAGGAGAAACGCUCACGUCACUCCACUGAACGGACCAGCGCCGCUGUACGGAGAGUGGCCUCCUGUGGAAUUUGAUCCACUGGAGGAGUUUGGCAAGCUUCAUGACUAUUAUGGUCGGGAGGUGCAGAAGGUUCGGGAGGACUGGCUGAGGAGCCGGCACAUGGAAGAGGAGCCGGCGGAUGAACAUCUCAUCGACUUUGACUGAAGGACACAAACUAUGGAGA
This is a messenger RNA of Synchiropus splendidus (mandarinfish), 1185 nucleotides long. It is a transcript of the gene pheta2, whose product is annotated as PH domain containing endocytic trafficking adaptor 2. The transcript has 5 exons. The record is from RefSeq and is a predicted model, not a curated record. Bases 390 to 1166 code for a protein of 258 amino acids. Gene Ontology annotation, cellular component: recycling endosome; trans-Golgi network; early endosome. NCBI's taxonomy places the organism in Eukaryota, Metazoa, Chordata, Actinopteri, Syngnathiformes, Callionymidae. Gene Ontology annotation, biological process: retrograde transport, endosome to Golgi; receptor recycling; endosome organization.